Colletotrichum chrysophilum is the source of this 1824-nucleotide messenger RNA. RefSeq lists its product as uncharacterized. Lineage: Eukaryota; Fungi; Ascomycota; Sordariomycetes; Glomerellales; Glomerellaceae. Gene Ontology annotation, molecular function: phosphoribosylaminoimidazole carboxylase activity; ATP binding; metal ion binding. The coding region runs from base 1 to 1824 and encodes 607 amino acids. The transcript has 3 exons. Gene Ontology annotation, biological process: 'de novo' IMP biosynthetic process. The record is from RefSeq and is a predicted model, not a curated record.
AUGGUCAAGAAGCCUACCAUCGGCCUCCUUGGAGGCGGCCAGCUUGGCCGGAUGCUGUGCGAGGCCGCGGGGCCUCUCGGCAUCGAUAUCGCCAUCCUCGACGAGGCCAAUUGCCCUGCGAAGAUGGCAAACCAGAACAGCCGCCAUGUCACCGGCUCCUUCAAGGACCCCGCAAAGAUCAGGGAGCUCGCGGCCAUGUGCGAUGUCAUUACUGUCGAGAUUGAGCACGUCAACACCGAGGUCCUCGAGGAGAUUGCGACCCGCGGCGUUAUCACUGCGCCCGGCACCGUCAAGAAGGUUCCCGUUCACCCUCACUGGCAGACUUUGCGCCUCAUCCAGGACAAGUUCCUCCAGAAGGAGCACUUCGCCAGAGCCGGCCUUCCCAUUGCGCCGCAGAUGGCCAUCGAGUCCAGCCCCGCCAUCCCGGAGAGCCUGUCGGCCGCUUACAAGAGCUUUGGCUUCCCCUUCAUGCUGAAGGCCCGCAAGGGUUCUUACGAUGGCCGCGGCAACUUCAAGGUCAAUGGCGUUCAGGACUACGAGGCAGCUAUUCAGGCGAUGGGUAAGCUGUCGCUUUAUGCCGAGAAGUGGGUUCCUUUCGACAUGGAGCUUGCCGUCAUGGUCGUUCGCACCGAGGACGAGGACGGUGAGCUGAGGAAGGUCCACACCUACCCGGCUGUCGAGACGAUUCACGAGGAGAGCAUUUGCACUAAGGUUUAUUACCCUCCUCGCAGAGUCCCUCUUGAUGUUUGUGAGAAGGCCCGCCAGGUUGCUGGCGACGUCGUUAAGACGCUGAAGGGAAGGGGUGUCUUUGCUGUUGAGAUGUUCCUCCUGAAGGAUGGCACCAUCACCGUUAACGAGGUUGCUCCUCGUCCUCACAACUCUGGCCACUACACCAUUGAGGCUGUGCCCUACAUGUCCCAGUACAAGGCGCAACUCUACUCCAUCUUGGACAUGCUCCCGCGGUCCAUUAAGCUUCAGCCCCGUGUUUCUAGUGCCAUCAUGCUGAACAUCUUGGGCGGCGCGCGCGAAGACUCUCACGAGGAGCUUGUUGAUCUCACCACGUCCCUGUACGACGACAAGAUGGACAUCUUCCUCCACCUGUACGGCAAGUCUUCCAAGCCGGCCCGUAAGAUCGGCCACAUCACCGUCACGUCCUACGAACAUGGCGUGAACCUGGAGCAGUUGGCUGCGCCCCUGAUCAACGAGGUGAACUAUAUGCGCGAGGCUCGCAUCGACGCCUCGUCCGGGCAGCCUCGUCUCCAGCAGUCUCCUAUCAAGGCCAAGAAGAUCAGCUCGCGGAACUCAGACAAGCCUCUUGUGGUUGUCACUAUGGGCUCUGACUCCGACCUCAAGGUCCUUCAAGGGGCUUUCGAGAUCCUCGAGAAAUUCGAGGUUCCUUACGACCUCGACAUUACCUCUGCACACCGCACUCCCCACCGCAUGGUAGAGCUCGGCAAGACUGCUGCCCAGCGUGGUAUCAAGGUCCUCAUCGCGGCCGCUGGUGGUGCUGCUCACCUGCCCGGCAUGCUGGCAUCUGAAACUACGGUGCCAGUCAUUGGUGUUCCCGUCAAGGCCACGCACCUGGACGGUCACGACAGCUUGCUCAGCAUCGUGCAGAUGCCCCGCGGCUGCCCUGUUGCCACCGUUGGCAUCAACAACUCAACAAACGCCGCGCUGUUGGCUGUUAAGAUCCUUGGCUCUUCCAGCCUCGAGUACCAGCAGAAGAUGGCUCAGUACAUGAGCAACAUGUCUACCGAGGUGGAGCAAAAGGCAGCCAAGCUGCAGAGUGUGGGAUGGAAGGCAUACCUUGAGGAGAAGAAAUAA